Molecule: messenger RNA, 8063 nt
Organism: Eriocheir sinensis (Chinese mitten crab)
Lineage: Eukaryota; Metazoa; Arthropoda; Malacostraca; Decapoda; Varunidae
Gene: Syx1A
Product: syntaxin-1A-like
Exons: 9
Coding region: 140-1096 (318 amino acids)
Biological process (GO): synaptic vesicle fusion to presynaptic active zone membrane; exocytosis; intracellular protein transport
Cellular component (GO): SNARE complex; plasma membrane; presynaptic active zone membrane
Molecular function (GO): SNAP receptor activity; SNARE binding
Source: RefSeq, a predicted model, not a curated record
UGUUUUGGGAGUAUCGAUUUUUGGCCAGUGUUCAGUUGGAUACUGUUCAUGCCACGAGUGGAAUAUGUAUCUUAGUGUUUCCCCGUGAUCUUGUCGUCUGCAGCUGUGUUUCUGAGUCCCUCGCCCGCCUACCGCCACCAUGACGAAAGACAGACUUGCCGCGCUCAGAGCAGCGCAGAGUGAUGAGGAUGACGUUGGCCCGGAUGAUGUUGCCGUCAAUGUGGAUGGCAACGUGGGCUACAUGGAUGACUUCUUCAACGAGGUGGAAGAGAUACGAGAGAUGAUAGAGAAGAUUCAAAACAAUGUGGAAGAGGUCAAGAAAAAACACAGCGAGAUUUUGUCCGCCCCGCAGACGGACGAGAAGGUGAAACAGGAGCUGGACGACAUGAUGACUGACAUUAAGAAGACAGCUAACAGAGUCCGGGCUAAGCUUAAAGUCAUUGAGCAAAACAUCGAAUCUGAGGAGCACGUGAGCAAGGCCAGCGCCGACCUCAGGAUAAAGAAGACGCAGCACUCCACCCUGAGCCGCAAGUUUGUGGAAGUGAUGACUGAGUACAACCGCACACAGACAGACUACCGUGAACGCUGCAAGGGGAGGAUACAGAGACAGCUGGAGAUCACGGGACGAAACACCACGAGCGAUGAGCUGGAGGACAUGCUGGAACAGGGCAACCCGGCGGUCUUCACGCAGGGGAUCAUUAUGGAGACCCAGCAGGCCAAACAGACCCUGGCAGACAUUGAGGCUCGGCACGAAGACAUUGUCAAGCUGGAGACCUCAAUCAGGGAGCUGCACGACAUGUUCAUGGACAUGGCGAUGCUCGUGGAGAGUCAGGGUGAACUGAUGAAUAGGAUUGAGAAUCACGUACAGGAAGCUCAGGACUAUGUGGACACGGCCAAACAGGACACUAAGAAAGCCAUCAGAUACCAAAGCAAGGCCAGAAGGAAAAAGCUCCUGUGUGCUGGUAUAGGGGUCGGGGUGGUGGCUGUCCUCAUCCUGAUCCUUGUUAUCUACUUCAUCAUCAACAAGAACCCCUCCUCCUCCCCUGCCCCAACCCCCCCUCCCCCAGCCGCCAGUAACAGCGCUGGAGUGACCUGAGGCUUCAUUUAAACGAACACACACACACACACACACAAAGGGUUUAUUUGCCAAUUUGUACGCGCCGCUCCAGUACUCAUAUCAGCAGAACCACCGGAAAGUUAAUCUGUCAGGAACAACAGUAAAGCAUAAUAUUAGUGCAGUUUAACCUGUGGGACAUCGGCACCUAAAGCAUUUCCAUUUGAGUCUGUCCUGUGCCUCUAGUUUCCUGUUUUGACGUACACAUCUGUAAGCUUCUUAACCCGGUAGCAGCGGGGAUCAUGUUUCUUAAUGGUCCCUCUAAGCAAGAAAAAUUAGAAAAAAUCACCCCUCACACAAACCAUUUCAUAAUAUAUAUCAAAGCAUUUGUGAUCAGAUUAUGUAUCAUCUAUUUUGGGGGGUUUAUAUCAUGGCACAAAUUUGACCCGUCGCUGCUGCCGGGUUAAAUCAAGUCUAUGUAUAGCACCUGCAAAAAUAUAUCCAACCAAGCACAAGAUCUGAAGCUACACAAACAUUAGGUAAAAGUUAACUAAAUUUAAUGAAAAAUCGAUUUCCACGAGCAAAAUUCAAGUAUUGUGGACCUUUGAUUACGUGUAUCCUCGUUUUUUGUGUGUGGCAGCUUUUACCCAUGUUCCUCUAGGGUCACUGUUUGGGGUUGUGGGUCUGAGGCUUAAGAAUGAAGUCAUGUACCCACCAGUUUAUCACACUUUUUGGGAGACUUCUGCAUUGAAUUUGUGAUCAUUUUUGAUUUACACAGUUAAUUUCAGUUUUCAUCAAUCGUCAAUAGUGGAAGAGACUCAUUACCCCCCCAACCCCAUAAGGAAAAAUAAGAACGUUAAACAACAGCCAAAAAAAUGUAGUGAGUUAGAUUUAAUCCUUCCGCUCACAUUUCCAUAGUAUUUCUCUCUCUCUCUCUCUCUCUCUCUCUCUCUCUCUCUCUCUCUCUCUCUCUCUCUCUCUUUUUUUUUUUUUUACAGCUAAGGAGACUGUUCAAGGGCGUAAAGAAAAAUAUACAAAAAAAUAAGCCCACUACUUACUGCUCCUGAAUAGAGGUUAAAGGAUAUGAGUACGACCAGUUUGAGAGAUGCGUGCUUAUAGGCAAACUCACCCUUUUUAUAAGUAAUGAAAUACAACACACACACAGCCCUGAAUGUCCUGUGAUACCACCGCCACAUCUGCACUGCCGAGAAAGGACUUAGUAGUUUUUCUCCGCCUUGUUUCAUAUCAAGUCCAUACACAUAUACUUAAUUAUGUACCACUGCUUUCAUUAGUUACUGUAUUUAUAUUCAGUAAGGUUGUGAACUUAAAAUAAUUCAGGGUCUUUGUUUUCCUAUUUAGUUUUUCGUUUUUUGUUUCGUGUUUUCUUAGUGAGGCAUUGAUAGUCACUUGUUACCCUAAGCACGUGGGAUUUCCUCGACAUUACGCACACAGCUUUCCAAUAAUUAGUCCUUGAUGCUUGUUAUUCAUCUUGGUUGAAUGUGAGGAUUUAGAUUUUUUGUCAGUUUUGAAUUUUUUACACACACGCACACACACACACACACACACACACACACACAUAGUUUUCCACAUGGAGGUAUUAACACCUGGAACAGCUUACGGGAAGAGGUGGUGGAGGCGAGCAGUGUCCACCAAAUGAAGGAGAGGCUGGAUGAAUGUAAAUAUGGAGACGGGACUAUUAGAGUUUAGCUCGGGCCCUGUAGACUACAACUAGGUAAAUACACACACACACACACACUGCAGAAGACCAAAGAAAUCAUUAUGAGUUCAGCUACACAGUUCUGUUCUUUCUCUUCCCUCCACCAGCAGAACCUUCAUCUCUCUUACUUCAUCUCGCAAACUUCUAUUCCUCUUGCAUAUCCAGUUCUUUAGCCAUUUAUUCAUGACUAAGUGUUCGUUUUUAUCAUCAUUCUGUUGUACAUAAUCUUUUUUAUUUAUCUCAACGGUUGAUUCUUUCAUUUUGGUGCAUCAUAAUCAGGCACACAUCAUGUCAUAUUGAGGGCUAUAGGACAGCCAGGGCAGAGGGGUUUGUAUCAUACGUUGUACAUAGGUGUAGAUUCUUAUUUUAGGUGCCAUGCUAUAGUGCACAUGAAGAAGCACAAUAAAACCUGGAUUGAUACAUAUCAGAACAAUUUUGGGGAUAGUUUUUUGUUCUAUUCCAGCUUCAUUUGCUUGUGAGUGAAGGUGUUGAUUUUAUAAUACGUCAAGUUACAAACAUGAAUCCUAUUGAUCUACCUUACUUUAACCCGGUAGCAGCGGGGAUCACGUUUCUUAAUGGUCCCUCCAAGCGAGAAAAAUGAGAAAAAAUCACCCCUUACACAAACCAUUUCAUAAUAUAUAUCAAAGCAUUUGUGAUCAGAUUGUGUACCAUCUAUAUUGGGGACAGCGCUGGUUCUGUCCCACUGCAGGCUCAAGGGCCGAGGUGACAGAGAUGAGUUGUGACACCAUGCACAGUCAUGGUGUAUGCCCCCAACUUUGCCUUUUACUCUUAACUCACUCUCCUCCCGGGCAGAUCAUCUCCAACAUCCCUCAUUUUUCCUCAUCCGCAACUCUUCUACCCCAUGUAACUUGCGGCUCAGAAAAGGGUUGCCACCUCAGUGAGUUUAGCGUAAGGUGGAUCAGUACUCAUGUCUGCAGCUUACUGUCUCGGUCUCCUCCACUAAGAAGCACAGAUUUUGAAUGUAUAUAUUGCAGGAAAAUGAAAAAAAAAUAGGUCUGGAAAGUCGUUCAGAAUAAUUCAUACACACGAUAUUAGUCCGACACUUUUGUCAUCUCUUCGUUGAUCUUUUACCUUUCAUGUUUUUCAAGUUGACGUGUAAGUCGUGAUUUUACAAGACAUUAUUUUAAGGGAAGCAUUCAUAGGUAUACGUUUUCCUCCUCUUUUCAUUCAUUCCUCGGUGGGUCGUUUCUUCCUUAGUUGAUUAUUUUGAGGUAGACGUGAAGCUAGGGGUGGAGAGAGAGAGAGAGAGGGGGGUAGCAUAAUAUUUGUUCGUGCAGGCAAUAUCAUCCACAUUUAAACACUAACUUGUUUCUCAAUUGAAUCACAUGAGGCCCACACCACAACCACCACUCAGUAACCUUAACCACCACCACUGAGGACCAGGCACAACCACCACCACCACACCACUGCCUCGAGAACCACACACCACCACCAGUAACAGAAGCACACAAAGAAACACCCACACCGUCACAUGAAGUUCCUGUUGAGGCAUAAUAGAGAGAGAUUUAAGAAUUUUUGAACCCAUGUUAAUAAUGGUAAGAUUGUCGGAAACUGUACUUGAGAUGCAAAUGUCUGAAUGUAAACCCGAAUAUGUAUAGUAAAUCUGAGUUGGCGAGGAUGAUACGUUUUCGUACAAGAGAGAAAAGGGAUUUAGGCGCCAUAAUAAUAAUAAUGAUAAUAAUAAUAAUAAUAAUAAUAACAAUGAUAAUAUAUAAUAAUAAUGACGACAGGACUGACAGAAACGAUAUUUGAGACCCAGAUGAAUGAAUGUAAACUCCUUGAGGCCGUGCAGUAGUAAACUCGUGUUGGCAAAGAUGAUUUUUUUGUUCCGUAGGCUGUGAGAAAUGGCGACCAGGCAAAAAACUGUUUGGUAGAUGACUCGUGCAGUUCUGCGUAGGCCACGUAGGAGGUUGUUUAGGGUGUCGUAGGCUGUGAGGAAGCCCUGAGCAAACUGUAAAUACAAUUGUACUUCCUGCGAUUGGUGUUAGGGUGAAAGGCAAAUUGAAAUGGAGAGGGAAACACAAGGAUAAGAGCAAAGGGUGAGGGAGAAUGAGGAUACAAGAUAGAGUUACGUGCUAUAUAUAGGGUGUUUGAGGCCCCAAGGAAUGUGUAGAUAUGGCUGUACUUCCUGUGUAGGGUGUUAGGGUGAAAGGUGCAAGUAGGGUGAGGGUGCAAGAAGUGGUUAUGCUUCAUCUACAGGGUGUUAGAGAUGCAAGUUUAGGGUGAGAGGAGAGGCACAAGGGUGAGAAGGGAGGGUCAGGGUGCGAGGCCGAGUGUUGAGUAGGUUUUGGUGCAGUGUUCCAGCUCUUCCAGUGCUGUACAUAGACUAGAAGCAAUUUUAAUACUACCAUAAGCAGCCAUCAAGAUUACAAGAGUGAAAAAAAUAAGAUACGUGUUUUCUUUCCAAUUAUCUUGAUCCUUGAGUACUCGUGUUUAUGAUUAGUCUCACUGCUUUGUUUUUUUCUCCUCGUGAUGGUUUAAGGCAACUCUGUGCGUGUAUUCAGUUAAACGUUCAAGAUAAAAAAAGAUUCAGAUGAGGGUUUUUUUAUAUAUUGUUUAUCUAGUUUAAGACAACUUUAUGCACUUAUUCAGUUAAACGUUCAAGAUAAAAAAAGAUUCAGAUGAGGGUUUUUUUUAUAUAUUGUUUAUCUAGUUUAUCUGGUUUAAGACAACUUUAUGCACGUAUUCAGUUAAACGUACAAGAUAAAAAAAGAUUCAGAUGAGUUUUUUUUUAUUUAUUUAUCUAGUUUAUCUGCCUUAAGACAACUUCAUUCGUGUAUUAAGUUAAACAUUCAAGAUAAAAAAAGAUUCAGAUGAGGUUUUUUUUAUUGUCUCUGGUUUAUCUGGUUUAACCCUAUCUGAUCCGAGGGGGGGCAAACGUGGCCUCCCCUCAGCCACUUCGAUCAAAACGAUACACUUUUUUUAUUUUUUACUUUCCAUUAGCUUCUUUUCACUCAUUAUUCGUUAUUGUUUUACACUAUUGAUUCGGUACCAGUACUUAUUGUUCAUGAGCGUUAUCGUUGUUCAGAUAAAUGAGUACAAUGCUAGGUGUUACGAGCGCGAAAAUUUGGAAAUGUCGGAUCGGAUAGGGUUAAGACAACUUCAUGAGUGUAUUCAGUUAAACGUUCAAGAUAAAAAAAAGAUUCAGACGAGCUUUUUUCUUAUUGUUUAUCUAGUUUAUCUGGUUUAAGACUACUUUAUGCACGUAUUCAGUUAAACGUUCAAGAUAAAAAAAGAUUCAUACAAGCUUUUUUCUCAUUGUUUAUCUAGUUUAUCUGGUUUAAGACUACUUCAUGUGUGUAUUCAGUUAAACAUUCAAGAUAAAAAAAAAAAUUCAGAUGAGCUUUUUUAUACUGUUUAUCUAAAUGCAGCUUAGAGUAAAAAUUCAUGUGCAGAGGAAAGGCAAAUGUGAGGAAGGAAAAGGGAAGUAUGGUUCUUAGUAUUUGGUUGAAUUUGGGUUGGUAAGUGGUGGAUGGGAGGGUGAAUGGGGGGGAAGAGGUUGUGAGAGGAAGGGGUGAGUGGGUGUGACAGUGAAAGGGUUGCACAGGUGAGCCGAAAUCAUGACUUAAACAUUUGGGGUGACGAGAGGAAGGGUGAGUGGGUGUGAUGGUGAAAGAGUUGCACAGGUGAGCCGAAAUCAUGAGCAGGUGUGAGAACAAAUUAUUACUAAACAUAUACGGUAGUACUCUCAUGGUGAGCAUUCUACCUUAUACAGAUUAUACCUACCUUCCUUAGAGUAAAAUAGAAGCCCCAUAACCCAACCAAGCCUUUUUUUUUUGCUGUUUCCUUAGCUGUAAAAAAAAAGCUAAUUCUAACCCAACCCAAUCCAACCUAGAGACAAAUUCAGAAAUACAUUUGUCAUAGUAAUAGUGUUAAAGAGUAUUUCAUAUAAAAAGUUUACAAAAAAGAUAUGUUUAAACAGAUCUGGGUAAUGGUAGAAAACAUACACACAUAGAAGAAAGACUGGAAAAAUUUGGGCUAUCAUCCUUUGAAGAGAGAAGAGAGUUGACUUGAUUGCAGUGUUCAGGACAAAGAUAGAAAGAUGAUUGAUGAAAAGAGAUCUGUACAUAUUAACACAUCCGCUGCAAUUGGCACAGAUUUCGCCUUCACUGGUAGCCUGGUAACAUAUACUCCCAGGUCUUUCUCUGCCUCUGUGGUGGAUAGUGGAGUGUUUCCAUGUGGUAUUGGUGUGCUGGAUAUCCCUUCUCAAGCUGCAGGACUUUACAUUUUUCUUCAUUGAAUUGCAGCAGCCACUUUUUGUUCCAUUCCCUUCCAUCCCCUCUCAAGGUGCAGGACUUUACAUUUUCCUUUAGCUUGGUGAUGUCUUCUUGUAGGAAAUCCACAUUCAAAGGGUUAAUGGGAUGGGGAGUAACGAGAGGACAUGGAAUGAAACUAAAAGAACUCACAUUAAGAUUCACUGACACGCAGAAUGGCCUAAAGAGGGAAAUCAUCCAAUCCAAAACCUUACAUGAAGUCAAAGCUAAAAUUGGCCAACAGAUACAGGAAAACAGAUUAGCUCAUUUUCCGUACAACACAGCUAAGUAAACACACCUGUGGAGUUUAUUACCAAGCUCAAUGACACCUUUCCACCUGCCUAAUGAUUGUAGGCCACCUGUGUGUACUUGGGGAAGGUGGUGGUGGUGACAGGGGGAAGAGGGAGAGGGAGGUGAUGGCAAAAGAGGGAAGGGAGGUUAGGGUAAGGAAGGGGAGUGUGCGGAAAAGUGAGAAAGAGGAAGGUGUUUGUGUGUGUAUUUGGGUGAGGUGGUGGUGGUGAAAGGGAGGGAGAGGGAAAGGAAGAGGGAGGUGAUGAGGAAGGGAGAUCAAGGUACAGAGAAAGAAAGGGGAAGUACGGAAAAGUGAGAAAAAGGAAAAUGUUUGUGUGUGUACUAUAGCAAGGUGGUGGUGAGAGAGAGGGAGAGGGAAAGGAAGAGGGAGGUGAUGAGAGAGGAAGAUUACAAUACAGAGAAAGAAAGGGAAUGUACGGAAUGUAUUUGUGUGUGUAUUUGGGCGAGGUGGUGGUGACGAGACGGAGGGAGAGGGAAAGGAAGAGGGAGGGAGAGUAAGGUAAAGAGAAAGAAAGGGAAUGUACGGAAAAUUAACGAGAAAGAAAGUGCUUGUAUGGAAAAGGCCUUGUGGGUCAAUGAAGAGAUAAUUUGGGUGUAUGUGGCAGUGUGGACGUGUAUAGUGGUCUUACUUAUUGCAUGUAUAGGUAGUAGUAGCUGGUAGUGGUAGGUGGUAGUUGUAGUGGUAGUAGUAAUCAUUGGGUAGAGU